This is a messenger RNA of Platichthys flesus (European flounder), 1895 nucleotides long. Its product is annotated as 3-hydroxyanthranilate 3,4-dioxygenase-like. Lineage: Eukaryota; Metazoa; Chordata; Actinopteri; Pleuronectiformes; Pleuronectidae. The record is from RefSeq and is a predicted model, not a curated record. Bases 324 to 1070 code for a protein of 248 amino acids. Gene Ontology annotation, cellular component: cytoplasm. Gene Ontology annotation, molecular function: iron ion binding; 3-hydroxyanthranilate 3,4-dioxygenase activity. Gene Ontology annotation, biological process: 'de novo' NAD+ biosynthetic process from L-tryptophan; quinolinate metabolic process. The transcript is spliced from 11 exons.
GCACUAUCGAGGAAGAACCGAGGAAGACUUCCCUUAGUUUUUGACCAAUCCUGUUCUUCCUACUGUUAUCAAAUUUUACAACCGGCUUCUGUCCUCCCCACUUGUUCUACAGCCACUUCUGUAUUUUGGACUUUAGUUUCAGUCACAUUGUUUGAACUAGAUAGAGGAGGAGAGACUGGCCAGAGACCCUUGACACAACAGCACAAAGCCGAUCACUUUAACAAAAUGAGUAACAGUUCUCUUCUUGUGAAUGUGGUUAACUGGAUUGCACAGAACCAGAAUGCUUUUCUGCCGCCAGUGUGCAACAAGCUCAUCUGAAUCUCAUGUUUGUUGGAGGUCCAAACAGCAGGAAGGAUUGUCACAUAGAAGACGGAGAGGAGUUGUUCUACCAGCUGAAGGGAGACAUGUGUCUGAAAGUGAUUGAAAACGGCAAACACAAGGAUGUGCACAUCAGAGAGGGAGAGAUGUUCCUGCUGCCGGCUCGGAUACCCCACUCCCCACAGAGACAGGCCAACACUGUGGGGCUGGUGGUGGAGAGGAGACGUCUGCUGACUGAGAUUGACUGCUUGAGGUACCAUGUGGAAAACACCACUGACAUCCUGUUUGAGAAAUGGUUUUACUGUCAGAAUCUUGGAACCCAACUUGUGCCAAUAAUCAAAGAAUUAUUUUCAUCAGAGCAGUGCAGAACAGGAAAACCUGAUCCAGAUGAAGUCUUCAGGCAGCCUCCCUUCCAGAUGAACACUAAAGGGUUUGAGGGUUUCAUCGUAAAUAUAGAAAGAUUUAAGAACUUGAAGGGAACUAGGAGAGUGCAUACCUGCACCAAGGCUAACACCCUGUCUCACCAUGUGAUGGUGUUUGGACCUGGCCUGACAGAGAUAACAGUACCUCAGAGUGACGUGUGGAUUUGGCAGAUGGAAGGAUCCUCUAAAGUGACCAUGAAUGAGCAGGAGGCAACUCUUACUGAAGGAGACUGUUUCAUUAUUCCUGAACAGAGCCAGUACCAGUGGCAGAGAGAGGACAGGACUGUUGACCUGUUGGUGGUUCAAAACCCUGAGCGGAAAAGACCAUGACCUGCCAAUUCACAAACACCCAUUAAAUACACAUAAGACUUCUUAGGAGGGGAGCAAAACCCUUAUUCAUUAUAAAUACAUGUGAUUGGACAGGAACAACUAGAUCUUGAGUGUAAGUGCAGUAAUGAAAAGUAUAUUGUUUAACUUCAUGUUCAACCAUGGAAAUUGUCAUGGAAAUUAUUGAAUCUAACUGUCCUCUUAUAAAAUAUAACAGGCCCUUCUGUCCUGACAUAGCCUUGCUCAAAGUUCAGUUGGCUGACCUGAAAAACAUAAUUUUAUAAAUUCCACUUAAUGUGUGCAUCUGCCUGAUAUCAGGAAAUGUUAGUUAGUUUGAAUCUAAACGUCCUUGUGACUAUUUGAUGUUCGGUGUCUAUACACACAGGAGAGAGGGGGGCAUUUUGCCCAUCCUCUGAGCAAUGUCUGAGCACUGGACACGUACUGCCUGCAUGAUAUCGAAGGAUGACGUGGAACCCCUUGAGCUGUGCAUAAAAGCUGGCAUAUCCCACCCGCCAUUUGUCAGAUCCAUGAUACCUGCAGUGGUGAUGAGCAUUCUGCCCCGUUUGGCCAAGUGUUUGCUUAGUAACUCUGUUUGUGUUCAAAUCCAGAUACAGAUCCUCUCUCACUGAUGACCACCUGUCAGCUGUCAUUCGCAUAUCCACCUCAGGUAUUCAACCUGACCUCAGUGCACUUGUCUAUGCCCAGCAGACUAGAUUUCUCUCACUGAACAAGAAAAAUAAACAGAAAACCAGCAAAUGGGUUGAUUCGACUAUAUGCAAAUAAUAAUAGCACUUUCUAUGUUAAUUUAUAAAGCUGAUCUUUGAAAUA